AUGCCAACCAUUCCAGUUGAUAAAGAAGAUCUUUUCCAGUUAUUGGGUAGAUCAUACACCACUGAAGAAUUUGAUGAGUUGUGCUUUCAGUUCGGUAUCGAAUUGGACGAAGACACCACUGAGGAAUGCCAAGGUGACGAGAGACCACAGUUGAAGAUUGAAGUUCCCGCCAACAGAUAUGACAUGUUGUGUAUUGAGGGAAUUGCACAGGCUUUGAAUGAGUUCUUAGGAAAUAAGGAGCAACCAAAGUACACUUUGAAGCCGGAAACACCUGAAAUUACUUUAACUAUCAAGGAGUCUACUUUUCCUAUUCGUCAAUUCGCUGCUUCGGCAAUUUUGAGGAAUGUGACAUUCGAUCAAAGAUCAUACGAUUCUUUCAUUGCCUUGCAGGAUAAAUUGCACACGAACUUGUGCCGAAAUAGAACUUUGGUAGCUAUCGGAACCCAUGACUUUGACACGUUGACUCCUCCAUUUACGUAUGAGGCAUUACCACCAAAGGAGAUCAAGUUCAAACCUUUGAAUCAGUCAAAGGUCAUGGAUGGUGAAGAGUUGAUGGAGUUUUACGAGAAAGAUAAAAAUAUUGGUAAGUAUUUGCACAUUAUCAGAGACUCGCCGGUAUACCCAGUUAUGUUGGACGCAAACAGAACUGUUGCUUCGUUACCGCCCAUCAUCAACUCGGACCAUUCCAAGAUUACUUUGAACACCAAGAACGUUUGGAUCGAUGUUACCGGAACUGAUAGAACCAAAACAGAGAUUGUAAUCGAGCAAUUGGUGGCAAUGUUUUCAAGAUACAGUAAAACUCCAUUCGAAAUCGAGCCCCUCAAAGUAAUCUCUGAACACAAUGGCCAGACUCGUGUAACUCCUAAUGUAACUCCAAGGGAAGCUAAAGCUGAAAUUUCAUACAUUAAUUCGUGUUUGGGUUUGGAUUAUUCCGGGGAACAAAUUGCCGAGUUGUUGAAGAAGAUGUCAUUGGAAGCUACACCUUCUAAAGACAACAAGGACCUUCUUGACGUUAAGAUUCCUAUUACCAGAUCAGAUAUCUUGCAUCAAUGUGAUAUUAUGGAGGAUGCUGCUAUUGGUUAUGGAUAUGAUAAUUUGAAAAAGACUAAACCAAGCAGUGAAAGUAUGGUUGCUUCUGCGUUGCCUGUAAAUAAAGUUGCUGAUAUUUUGAGAGUCGCCAGCUCGCAAGCAGGCUACCUGGAAGUCAUGCCUUUAACAUUGUGUUCGCAUGACGAGAAUUUUGGGUGGUUGAGAAAGAAGGAUGAUGGAACCACAGCAGUAAAGUUGGAGAACCCAAAGACGAUUGAAUACCAAGUUGUCAGAACUACGUUGUUGCCCGGUAUCCUAAAAACUAUUAAGGAGAACAGGAAGCAUUCGUUGCCUAUUAAAGUGUUUGAGUGUGGCGACAUUGUCUUGAAAGACGAUAGUUUGGAAAGAGGUGCAUUCAACCAGCGCAACUGGGCCGCUGUAUAUGCUGGUAAAACAUCUGGUUUCGAAUACGUGCAAGGUUUGUUAGGAAAGAUCAUGCAAACCAUGAGAACACCAUGGUUGGAGAACCCAACAGACGACACAAGAAGAGGUUACUGGAUUGAAGAGGAUAAAACAAACACGACCUUCUUCGAUGGAAGAGGAGCCAAAAUCUUCUUUAGAGGUCAAGCAAAUGGUGAAGCCAAAGAAAUUGGAAGUAUCGGGGUAUUGCACCCAGAAGUGAUGAAAAAUUUCGACAUCCCUUACGCUGCUUCAUCUGUUGAAUUGAAUGCCGAAGUCUUUUUGUAA
This is a messenger RNA of Lodderomyces margitis, 1776 nucleotides long. RefSeq names its product phenylalanine--tRNA ligase subunit beta (gene FRS1). Gene Ontology annotation, biological process: phenylalanyl-tRNA aminoacylation. The transcript has a single exon. NCBI's taxonomy places the organism in Eukaryota, Fungi, Ascomycota, Pichiomycetes, Serinales, Debaryomycetaceae. The record is from RefSeq and is a predicted model, not a curated record. Gene Ontology annotation, cellular component: cytoplasm; phenylalanine-tRNA ligase complex. The coding region runs from base 1 to 1776 and encodes 591 amino acids. Gene Ontology annotation, molecular function: ATP binding; magnesium ion binding; phenylalanine-tRNA ligase activity.